GAGUGCCCCGCGGGGCAGGAAGGCACGUGGAGCCGUGUCUCCCAGGACCCGGAUUGAGGCAAGAUGGCGGGCUCGCAGUGAGCAGCUGUCAAGGGAUGAAAAUAGGUAUGCCUAGAAGCAGAUUUUAAAAAAAGUUUCUCUUCAAAUCAUCUUCUUUCGUAACAGCUGAUGAGCAUCUUGAUUCACCAUGGCAUUAGCAGCAGUAAAAUGGGCAAUAUCAAGCAGAACCGUCUUGAAACAUUUAUUUCCAAUUCAAAACGGAGCUUUAUAUUGUGUUUUCCAUAAAUCUACGUAUUCUUCUCUUCCAGAUGACUAUAAUUGCAAAGUGGAGCUUGCUUUGACCUCUGAUGGCAGGACGAUAGUCUGCUACCACCCUUCUGUGGACAUUCCAUAUGAACACACAAAACCUAUCCCUCGGCCAGAUCCUGUGCAUAAUCAUGAAGAAACACAUGAUCAAGUGCUGAAAACCAGAUUAGAAGAAAAGAGUGAACACUUAGAGCAAGGACCUAUGAUAGAACAACUUAGCAAAAUGUUCUUUACUACUAAGCACCGUUGGUAUCCUCGUGGACAAAUCAGCCUCAGAUUUUCUUCUGGGGAUUUACCCUUUCCCCACCCUCAGUCUAUGAGGUCUCAAUGGCAUUCUGAUUCCUACCUCAAGAUGGUCCAUGACCCAAGCCCAAGACAACCUGCACUUGUCUUCCUGAGGUGGGUACAUGACCUAAACCAGCACCAUCGGAUGACAUGUCAAGAAGUUUAUGAAUGCCACUAGAGAUAUAUUUUUCCU
Molecule: messenger RNA, 784 nt
Organism: Equus caballus (horse)
Lineage: Eukaryota; Metazoa; Chordata; Mammalia; Perissodactyla; Equidae
Source: RefSeq, a predicted model, not a curated record